Molecule: messenger RNA, 706 nt
Organism: Fusarium redolens
Lineage: Eukaryota; Fungi; Ascomycota; Sordariomycetes; Hypocreales; Nectriaceae
Exons: 2
Coding region: 369-566 (65 amino acids)
Source: RefSeq, a predicted model, not a curated record
CACCGGAGUUCUUCUGUCACCGCCAACUUCUUGCGACUCACAACGAUAAUUGCAACUCAACGUGGCUUACCAGAGCUGAAGCUUAGCACGUGCCUUACGUCUGAGAUCCUGAGGUCAUGCAGCCUGCUCGGGAACUGUGCUACAGCUGUAACCCAUCACCCCCCUGUCGCCCAUGCCGGCAAUCAAACGGAUGACGCAGUGACAGUGCCACAGCUCUUCAAAACAGAACUAGCGCUGACUCUGGGACAGAGCGCGACAGGCUCUUUGGCUUCUCCCACGUCUCUUGAGGUUGGGAGGUUGGUGUCGAGGUUUUCCGGUUCAGAAAAAGCCGACACUAAUUGAACUCACCUGCUGCCGUUGACCGUUUGAUGUCCAAACCAAAAAUAUGCCAUCUUCUUCCGCUGAGGAGCAGAGCUGGCCCCGUCAAUAGACGCCACAUUUCUCCCCAACCUUUUCAGAGUACGACAAGAAAGCAAACCUACCCAUCAAGCUCUCUCUCCAUGAACCGACCUGCUCCGAUGCACAUGUCGCUCUUCAGAGUGAGUCCAGAGUCCCUCCGGAAUUAGAGCCAUGAUCCCUGCACUUCAGCACUGUGGCUUGAUUGUCGGUCAUGAUCCAGCCUGAAGGUCGAAAAUACAUGGCCAGCCGUGCAGCUUCUGUGAACGUGGCUUGUCGGCUUAGGAUGUUACCAGUUUAUUGGACCAGC